AUGGAUCUUGCCAUGGUAAAUCAACAUGAACAGGUGGAUGAGAUCAUCAUGGAAGCAGCAAAGGCUACACAUGGGAAGAAGCUAAGGGCUCGUCGGUCUAUGCAGGAAAUGGAAGCACACCGUAUAGGACCAGUACAGCCUACCCUGCAGGGGCCCAGGAGGUGCAGAAGCAGUAAGAAAGGGUGCGGAGGUGACAUUUCUGGAUCAGAUGGGUACUAG
This is a messenger RNA of Linum trigynum, 219 nucleotides long. NCBI's taxonomy places the organism in Eukaryota, Viridiplantae, Streptophyta, Magnoliopsida, Malpighiales, Linaceae. The record is from the annotation of a GenBank genome assembly.